UAAAAAUGGAAGCAGCAGGAGCGUUGGCGAGCUUGGCACCGUCACCUAUUACCGUACUGGGGCUAAUCCCACUGCUGGCACUCGGCAUCACGUACUUCAGAUAUCAGCAAUACGACCCAGAGUCGUAUAUAACGGAUAUUAAUACUAUAAUGCCGAUCUACGACUUCGUAAUAGUCGGGGGAGGUUCAGCCGGCGCUGUAGUCGCCUCGCGACUCUCCGAGAUCGGCAACUGGAGCGUACUGUUACUUGAAGCCGGCCAGGACGAAAAUGAAAUAUCUGACAUCCCAGCCCUAGCAGGGUACACACAGCUAUCUGAAAUGGAUUGGAAAUUCCAAACGACACCAUCCAAGAACCUUUCCUACUGCCUCGCUAUGAAUGGUGACCGGUGUAACUGGCCUAGAGGCAAAGUUCUCGGUGGUUGCAGUGUCCUUAACGCUAUGGUAUAUGUAAGAGGCAAUCGCAAUGAUUACGACCUGUGGGAAGCUCUAGGAAAUCCCGGUUGGUCUUACGACCAAGUGUUACCCUACUUUUUGAAGUCCGAAGACAAUCGAAAUCCCUAUUUAGUGAACACGCCUUAUCAUUCAGAAGGCGGGUAUUUGACGGUCCAAGAAGCACCGUGGCGAACACCGUUAUCUGUUACUUUUUUAAAAGGUGGCAUGGAACUGGGUUAUGAUUUUCGCGAUAUAAACGGCGCGAAACAAACUGGUUUUAUGCUGACGCAGGCAACUAUGCGACGAGGAAGUAGGUGUAGUACGGCAAAGGCUUUUCUCCGACCAGUUCGUAACAGAAAUAAUCUACACAUUGCCCUAGGAGCUCAAGUCACGCGUAUAUUAAUUAAUAGUGCGAAAAAACAAGCUUAUGGCGUAGAGUUUUAUCGUAACGGUGAAAAACAUAAAGUAAGGAUCAAGAGAGAAGUUAUUAUGUCGGCGGGGACGUUAGCUACUCCACAGAUUAUGAUGCUGAGCGGGAUCGGUCCUGCAAACCAUUUACGAGAACAUAACAUACCGUUAGUUGCUAAUCUCAAAGUCGGACACAACUUACAAGAUCAUGUUGGCCUGGGUGGGUUAACUUUCGUCGUAAACAAGCCUGUUACAUUUAAAAAGGACCGUUUUCAGUCUUUUUCAGUGGCCAUGGACUACAUUCUUCAUGAGAAAGGUCCGAUGACAACUCAAGGCGUGGAGGGUUUAGCCUUCGUUAAUACAAAAUAUGCUCCACCUUCAGGACAAUGGCCUGACAUACAAUUUCAUUUCGCCCCGAGCUCUGUAAACUCGGAUGGUGGAGAACAAAUACGAAAAAUAUUGAAUUUACGCGACCGAGUUUACAAUACUGUUUAUAAGCCCAUAGAAAAUGCGGAGACCUGGACGAUACUACCAUUACUGCUUCGCCCAAAGAGUUCCGGGUGGAUCAAAUUAAAGAGUAAAAAUCCCUUUCAACCACCAUCAAUCGAGCCUAAUUAUUUCGCAUUCAAAGAGGAUAUAAAAGUACUCACGGAAGGUAUAAGAAUUGCAUUUGCUUUAUCAAACACGACUGCAUUUCAAAGAUAUGGAUCACGACCCCAUAAUAUUCCAUUACCUGGAUGCCAACAGCACCAGCUCUUCAGUGACGAGUACUGGGAAUGCAGCCUUAAGCAUUUUACGUUUACAAUUUACCACCCAACUGGGACUUGUAAGAUGGGUCCAAAUCAUGACCAAGAUGCUGUAGUUGAUCCUAGGUUAAGGGUCCACGGAGUAGCGAAUCUAAGGGUCGUGGACGCUAGUGUAAUGCCCACUAUUAUCAGCGGGAACCCUAACGCACCCGUUGUUAUGAUAGCAGAGAAAGCCUCUGAUAUGAUAAAGGAAGAUUGGCAGGUGUUAUGACAGUGUUUAGUGUGCGUAUAGUCAUUGGAUGCUAAAGAACUAUUUAUGUUACAAGGUACUUUUAGUUG
Pararge aegeria (speckled wood butterfly) is the source of this 1924-nucleotide messenger RNA. RefSeq names its product glucose dehydrogenase [FAD, quinone]-like. Lineage: Eukaryota; Metazoa; Arthropoda; Insecta; Lepidoptera; Nymphalidae. The record is from RefSeq and is a predicted model, not a curated record. The transcript is spliced from 2 exons. Bases 6 to 1856 code for a protein of 616 amino acids. Gene Ontology annotation, molecular function: flavin adenine dinucleotide binding; oxidoreductase activity, acting on CH-OH group of donors.